Messenger RNA from Populus trichocarpa (black cottonwood), 1551 nucleotides. RefSeq lists its product as uncharacterized. Bases 421 to 1551 code for a protein of 376 amino acids. The record is from RefSeq and is a predicted model, not a curated record. The transcript has 7 exons. Lineage: Eukaryota; Viridiplantae; Streptophyta; Magnoliopsida; Malpighiales; Salicaceae.
UUCAAUCUUAAAAAAAAGGUUAAGAACAAGGCGCAUGUUGAGGCGUCAAUAUGUGAGGCGUAUAUUGUUGAGGAGAUCUCAACAUUUAUCUCAUACUAUUUCGAACCUCAUUUGAGAACGAGGAUAAACCGUGUUCCACGGCAUGAUGAUGGUGGUGAAGUGCAUUCAAGUGGGAACUUGUCAAUAUUCUCCAAUCCUGGACGACCCACACCUAAAAAUGUCGUGAGGGGAAGAUAUUUGUCUGAAAUAGAGUUCAGACAAGCACACAAUUAUGUCCUAUUUAACUGUGAUGAGCUGAGACCUUUUAUUAAGCAACAUCGACGAUACUUACUGUCCAAUAACUCACAGCUGACCGAAUCCCAGAUCUUUCAAUUACAAGAUGAACAAUUUGCCACAUGGUUUAGAACACAUGUUUAUCAAAUGGGAGGUAGUGCUGCUAUUUCACUGUCUUUACUAUGUCUGGGCCCUGAAAGAAAAGUCAAGUGCUAUAAUGGAUAUUUUGUCAAUGGAUAUGUCUUUCAUACUGAAGAAUACGGGCAUGGAAGAAAGACAUACAAUAGCGGUGUUUGUAUUAAGGGAUCGACUUCUAGUGAGUUUGAAGUUGACUACUACGGUAGAUUGGAAGAGGUCAUCGAACUGCAAUAUCAUAACGAGCAAAAUAGAGUGUUUUUAUUCAAAUGCUAUUGGUAUGACACAACUGACAGAGGAAUCAGAGUAGAUCCUCACUAUGGUCUCGUUGAAAUCAAUUCAAAAGCUAGACACCGCAACGUAAACGACGUCUUUGUUUUCGCAAAGCAAUGCCAACAAGUUUAUUACACAUACACCCCUUCCUUUAGAAAGGACCGAUCAAGAGUUGAUUGGUUAUCCGUUUUAAAAACAAAACCCAAGGGUCGUGUCGAGGUUGUUCAGGAUGAGAACGAAGACACAAGUGUGACAGAUGAAGUCUUUCAAGCUAGUGAGUUGGUUGAACCAUACCGAGUUGCUCCGUCGAUUGACUUAGAAGAAAAUUUGAAUUUUCGUGUUUUCAACAAUAGUCUUGUUGAUGUUGAUGCAGAGGAAUUGAAUUAUGGCAUGACUGCGGCUGCUCCUCCUCCUGGUGUUGUUGCUGCUGCUGGGAUGGAGGAGAAAAUGAGGUCGGUCUGGGGCUCCGUUGACAGAGAAGGCUGUUUCGGGUGCAGGGAAGAAAUGGCCGAGAGAGGGGAAUGGCCAGGAGGGGGACUGUUUUUGGGUGCUCUCUCUCUUUCUCGUUCCAAAAACACGCCUCCCCUUUUAGUUUUCCAGCCCCCUCCCAGCAAGUGGGUGUGGCUUUUGCUGUUGCGCAUGGGAGCGGGUCUCGCGGCGGCUGGUCGGCCAUUGGGUGCUACUGUCGAGGGCAUGACUGCGGCUGCUCCUCCUCCUGGUGUUGUUGCUGCUGCUGGGAUGGAGGAGAAAAUGAGAGCAAGUGGGUGUGGCUUUUGCUGUUGCGCAUGGGAGCGGGUCUCGCGGCGGCUGGUCGGCCAUUGGGUGCUACUGUCGAGGUUCGGCUCCAACGGCAUGGAGCGCGGCGGGUAG